Messenger RNA from Mollisia scopiformis, 1254 nucleotides. RefSeq names its product adenosine deaminase. The coding region runs from base 90 to 1226 and encodes 378 amino acids. The record is from RefSeq and is a predicted model, not a curated record. Gene Ontology annotation, biological process: adenine catabolic process; hypoxanthine salvage. Lineage: Eukaryota; Fungi; Ascomycota; Leotiomycetes; Helotiales; Mollisiaceae. Gene Ontology annotation, cellular component: cytosol. Gene Ontology annotation, molecular function: adenine deaminase activity. The transcript is spliced from 2 exons.
AUUUUUCAAACACUCCUACAUCCAAACCUUGAGUUAACGAGUCAGUAUUGUUUGGCCCACUUAAACGCACAAUAUAUCAAUUCCUGGCAAUGGAUCCACCAAUACCCUACCCCACUCUCCAAACCUGGAAAUCCCAAUGCCACUCCCUAGACUCCUCGCUCUUCCUCCUCACCCUCCCAAAAAUAGAACUUCACGUGCACCUCGAAGGAACCCUCACACCCUCCCUCCGAUUCGCACUCGCCCGCCGAAACAACAUCCCCCUCCACUCCUCCCGCUUGAACAAAGAUUUCCACACCUUAGACGAGCUACAAGAAGCCUAUAACCUGCUCCAGCCCAGAAGCGUGAAGGGCAGAGGUGUGAGUGCCUUCUUCGAAGCCUAUUAUGGCGGCAUGGAAGUCUUGAGAACGGAGGAGGAUUUCUAUGAGCUGGCUAUGGCGUAUUUUGACAAGGCGAAAGCGAUGAAUGUGAGAUAUGCGGAAGUGAUGUUUGAUUUGCAAGCGCAUACGAGAAGGGGAGUUGGUGUGGAGACCGUGAUGGUAGCAUUGAGAAGAGCAAGGGAAGAUGCUGAGAAGCAUCUGGAUGUCAAAAGUAAUUUCAUCGCCUGUUUCUUGCGAGAUCAGAGUCUCGAGUCAGCGUUGACGCACUACGAGCUCCUGGUCCCGUACCACGAUAUUAUCGUCGGCGUCGGCCUCGAUGGCAACGAGUUUGAGCGGCCGCCGAUGUUGUUCGACGAGUUGUUCAAAAGAGCGAGAAGGGACGGGUUGAGGAUUACGGCGCAUUGUGAUGUCAAGCAGCCGAACACACUUACUAAUAUCAGGCAGGUUGUUGAGGAGAUAGGAGGAACGGGUGCGGACCGAGUGGAUCAUGGGCUCGACGCAGCUGCAGAUGCGAGUCUGGUACAGGCAAUCAAAGCUAAGGGGACAGGUAUGACGCUCUGUCCUUGGGCUUACGUCAGGCACCAUACGGAGCAGGACUUGUUCGGGUUCUUGAGGGUGUUGAAGGAUGAGCAGGUGAAGAUCUGUAUAAGUUGUGAUAGCCCGGCUUAUGUAGAGGAUAAUUGGGUAUUGCAGAAUUUGUCUUUGUUAAGACUGAGAGGAGGAUUGACAGAUGAAGAACUUUUGGGUGCGCAGAGAGAUGCAAUAGAGAUGUGUUGGGCAAGUGAAGGUGUGAAGACAUGUUUGAGGGAGGACAUUCAUAGGUUCUGCGAGAUUUCCAGCACUUUAUAGACCGUUGAGUAGAUCAAGAAGAGAGCAG